Molecule: messenger RNA, 1428 nt
Organism: Anguilla rostrata (American eel)
Lineage: Eukaryota; Metazoa; Chordata; Actinopteri; Anguilliformes; Anguillidae
Gene: ankrd16
Product: ankyrin repeat domain 16
Exons: 7
Coding region: 295-1428 (377 amino acids)
Biological process (GO): RNA processing
Cellular component (GO): cytoplasm
Molecular function (GO): RNA binding; protein binding; RNA nuclease activity
Source: RefSeq, a predicted model, not a curated record
UGUUUAUGGCUGAUUGCUGCAGCGAAUCAUUACACUGUCAAUUUUUAAAAUAAACUUUUCAGCUAUAAAAUGAAAUGAAUGACCUAUUGAACGAUGUAUGCACGAUCUACAGAUACAUCGGAGUUAUAUCAACGUUAUUGUUAAUAAUGACAAUUUAAAAUAGAAUCUACGCUCCGUUUAAUACUUGGUGUUUGAAUUUAAUGAAAUGAAGCAGACUAGAUAGCUCAGUUGUCCGUUUCUGAAAUCCGGUUUCUCACGAGAAAAACAUCACUCCACGUGUUUCCUCAGUGCGAAAUGAAUGAAGAAAGUGCCUUCAAACGUUUGGUCAAACUCACUCAGGACGGUCAGUUGGACCUGAUCAAGAAGGAAAUCGAAGAGAAUGAAACGGUUCUGCACUCCAUCAAGAAAAAACAUUUUGGGAAAUCGGGCGAUACGCUGUUGCAUUACGCAGCCCGACAUGGACACUUAGGUGUUCUGAGAUUUUUUGUGGAAGAUGCGGGGAUGGACGUGGAACUCUACAACCACGAUUACAAGAGGGCUUUGCACGAAGCCGCGUCCAUGAGUCAGGAACAGUGCCUAUCUUAUCUCAUCGCCAAAGGAGCCAAAAUAGAUCCAUUGAAAAAGGCUGAUUGGACGCCGCUGAUGAUGGCGUGCACCCGGAGCAGCGUGCCCGUCGUCAGCGCGCUGCUGGCCCACGGCGCCAAUCCGGCGCUGCAGAACAAAGACGGCUGGAACAGCUUCCACAUCGCCUGCCGAGAGGGCCACCCCGCCGUCGUGCAGCGCCUCCUGGAGGCCAGUCCGGGCGUGUGGCGCACAGAGAGCAGGACCCUGAGAACGCCGCUGCACACAGCAGCUCUGCACGGCUGUGAAGAUGUGGUUCGCAUCCUGUUAGACAGAUGUGGUUACCAGCCCGACUGCAGGGACAGCUGUGGAGUCACUCCCUUCACAGACGCUGUGCGGACCGGAAGCGUUGCGGUCGCCAGACUGCUCCUGGAUAAACAUCAGGCCUCCCCAUCUGCAGCAGAUUGCCUUGGAGCUCAGCCGCUGCAUCAGGCCGCCCUGACUGCCCAGGAGGGGGCGCUGCGCUUCCUAGUGGAGGAGCUGGGUGUGGAUGUGAACUCCAGAGCCACCGACAUGCAGCUAACGGCCCUGCACUACGCCGCUAAGGAAGGUCACGCGAGCACGAUAAAAACCCUCCUGGAAUUAGGAGCCGACCUUCAUGCAAGGGACAGAAAAGGAAGGACAGAAAACCCCAUUUCUGUCCCAGCCCUCCACUCGGCCUGUGCGGGACAGCAGGCGGACGCCACACGAGCUCUCCUCCUGCUCGGACUCCGGGACACGCAGGACGCCUCCGGGACGACGGCCAAUCAGCUCGCUAGGAAGCAGGACGUGCUCGCGGCCUUCGACUCCCACGCCCCGGAAUCCUAA